AUGGCGAAACAUACUAAAAAGAACUACUACGCAAUUAUCAAAGGCCGUGAUGCUCCUGCAAUAUCUUCAUCAUGGGCUGUAACCCACCUCAAAGUCAGUGGCUAUAGCAAUGCCAAAUACAAAGGAUUUCAAACAUUGAAUGAAGCUAAGUCCUUUAUGGAGAACAACGAAUGUUACAAUUAUGAAUUCUUGGAUGAUGGUGCAGAAGGUGAAAGAGCGCCUGGAAAAGGCGAGGUAGCUUAUUAUGCUGUGGCAGCCGGUAGAAGCCCUGGAGUGUAUGAAUUCUACCAUGAUGGUGCUGAAAAAGAAAUCACGAAGUACCCAUAUUCGUGCCACAAGGCCUUUAAGUCACAGAAAGAGGCAGAAGAGUUCAUACAGAAAUACGAAAAUACUCUUAGUGAUAUGAUGGAUCAACUUCGCCUCUGA
Messenger RNA from Sclerotinia borealis F-4128, 426 nucleotides. The record is from the annotation of a GenBank genome assembly. NCBI's taxonomy places the organism in Eukaryota, Fungi, Ascomycota, Leotiomycetes, Helotiales, Sclerotiniaceae.